AAUUGAGCCGUGAGUGAUAGUUGAGGGACAAUUUUUGGCUAUUCCGCCUAAAUAAAAUGAUUCAUGUUUGUAUGCUGUAGCUAAGCUAUCCACUCUUUUGUAAGUUCGCAGCUCUUCUAAAUUCUAACCAUUAGAGUUCAAAAGUAUUUUCAUUCUUUUGAAAAUAAAAAAGUUUCUUUUAAAAAUAUCUUUCUAUACCCGGAACAAAAUAUUUUUAAAAAGAAAGAUUUUUUGAAAACUUGGUGAGCGUUGCAACCUAGCACCAAAAGCUUUCAUCAAAAUCAAUGAAAACUUCAGAUUUAUCGAAGAAAAUUUCAAAUUGAUAUGGAAAAACAUUCUACAGAAUAGCAGAGAACUUUCUACUGCUCCGGAUCUAUGGUUAAGGGCACCCACCGGGGCAAAGUGAAGGAUGGUGCCGGUGCUGCUGACUCCGGCAGCGGUGUGGUGGCAGAGGCAUCCACCAGCAGCGCUGCUUUGGCUGAAACCUCAAGAACAGCAGCGGCGCGACGACAGCCUCUGCGCGGUGUGGUGAGGAAAGGGCGUCAAUCUCCUUCUGCUUUGUCUGUCGCUGUGUUUCUAUCGAAGAAGGGGAAACUUGUGCGAAAAAAGGCAGGCCCAUCGAGCUCUCGGAGAGUUCGCAACGCAAGCGGACAUAAUAGGCUGGGGAGCGUGUUAGCGGAUCCAUGUGUACAACCACACAGAUUUACACUAGCAGAGUUGAGAGAGAUCACACAUGAUUUCUCUGAUGAGCAACUACUUGGCGAAGGUGCUUUCGGUAAGGUGUAUAAGGGAGUCCUACAAAAUGGGGAUACAAUUGCUGUGAAGAGGCUGAAGUUGACAAUGGCAGUAAUUCAGGAUAAGCAAUACGAGAAUGAAGCCCGCCAUCUGAUGAGGCUUAAACACCCAAAUAUAGUGCAACUUGUAGGCUACUGUUCUGAAACAGAGAAGAAACUUGUGCCAUACAACGGGAUAUUCGUUUAUGCUGAGGAGUUUGAAAGGUUGCUUUGCUUGGAGUACCUGCCUAAAGGAAACCUUCGUAGGCAUCUUUCAGAUGAAUAUUCUGGACUUGACUGGAGCACCCGCUACAAAAUUAUUGAGGGUAUUUGCUAUGGUUUACAUUAUCUUCAUGAGGAGUGGCAAGUUACCCCUAUAAUUCACAUGGACCUGAAACCUGCAAACAUAAUGCUUGAUGGCAAUAUGGUGCCAAAAAUUGCAGAUUUCGGUUUGUCCAGGCUCUUCGGUGAAGAGCAAACUCGAACAUGUACUAGAAGUUGUAAUGGAACACCGGGUUACAUGGCUCCAGAAUACAUAGACAAGGGUAUAAUCUCGAAAAAGUUAGACAUAUUCAGUUUGGGGGUGAUAAUCAUAGAAAUAAUGACGGGGCACAAGGAGUACCCUGAUGAGACCGAAACAUCAUCCCAGCAAUAUAUUGAGCUUGUGCUUAACAAAUGGAGACAUAGGCCCAGAAAAGCACCAGGGUAUACAUCUGGAGAUAUCGAUUACCAGCAAAUAAAAAGGUGCAUUCAGAUUGGUCUACUCUGUGUGAAAUUUGAUCAGGUGAAAAGGCCAACAAUACGCCAAAUUAUCAAGAUGCUUGAUGGAACAGAAGGUGCAGAAGCAGAAUGCUUCGACGAAAGAAAGGAUGACAUGGAUCCUAGGGACAACUUGGGGCGCUGCAUGGAUGCUAGUAAAGGGUUUGGUUUUUCUGACGUUGCAAAAGCACGUGCGAGAUCUGAGGUUGCAAAAGCACGUGCGAGUUAUACCAAAGUUGUUUGUUGCGACUUCUCAUCUGAUGGCAAACUGCUUGCUACAGGUGGUCAUGAUAAAAAGGUUGUUUUGUGGGGUACAGAGCCCCUAAGGCCUAAAUCUGUGCUGGAAGAGCACUCGUUUCUGAUCACUGAUGUUAGAUUUAGCCCAAGCAUGUCACGCCUUGCUACAUCCUCCUUUGACAAAACUGUCCGGGUUUGGGAUGCUGAUAAUACUGACUAUUCGCUCCGGACUUUCACGGGACAUUCAGCAUCUGUUAUGUCACUUGACUUUCAUCCAAAUAAAGAAGAUAUGAUAUGCUCCUGUGAUAGUGAUGGGGAAGUACGCAGCUGGAGCAUAAAUAAUGGUAGCUGUCUUACCUGUGUUAAGGUGUUUAAGGGAGGUGCUACUCAGAUGAGAUUUCAACCUUGCAAGGGAAAAUAUCUAGCAGUUGCCUCGGAUAAGACUAUCUACAUACUUGAUGGGGUGACACAACAUGCUUGUAGAAAUCCCUUGCAGGGGCACAACAAGCUUAUUCAAUCGCUUUGUUGGGAUUCUGCUGGUGACUAUCUGGCUUCUGUCACUGAAGACUCGGCUAGAAUAUGGUCAUUCACUUCUGGACAUGAUGGUGAAUUUGUGCAUGAGUUGAAUUGUAGCAGGAACAAAUUCUACUCGUGUGUUUUCCACCCAACUUAUCUAUCUUUGCUUGUAAUUGGUUGUUACGAGUCUUUGGAACUUUGGGACAUAAGGGAGAAGAACACCAUGACCUUCAACAAUGCACAUGAGGGUACGAUUUCAGCCCUAGCAGCAUCCAGCGCAACAGGGAAGGUUGCCUCAGUAAGCCAUGAUAGAUUUGUUAAGCUCUGGAAAUGACUUGUAUAAUGGCAACCGGUGUUGCCUAUGUCGCCUUCUACGUUCUGGUUGUUAGAUGAUAGCGAAACAAGAACGGUUUUCUGCCUCAGAUGACCACAUGACCCAAAAGGGUAGGUAACACGAUCUCUUGAGCCACUUGGGCUCAAGAACUAACAGUGUUUUGUUUUGUGGUUGUCGCUGUAUGCAGUUCGAUAUGCUUCUGAAGCCUGUAGUUGUUAACUUUUAACUCAUAGAAACGUUUGUUGAGGACUUCAAAUUUGUACCCAGUUCAAGUUCCAAACAAUUUUUUUAUCUGCCUUGUUAUGCGGAUGUACCAUUGUAGUGCA
Molecule: messenger RNA, 2945 nt
Organism: Panicum virgatum (switchgrass)
Lineage: Eukaryota; Viridiplantae; Streptophyta; Magnoliopsida; Poales; Poaceae
Product: transcriptional corepressor LEUNIG-like
Exons: 12
Coding region: 376-2619 (747 amino acids)
Biological process (GO): protein phosphorylation
Molecular function (GO): transcription corepressor activity; ATP binding; protein kinase activity
Source: RefSeq, a predicted model, not a curated record